AUGACGGGACGGGCCGAGACGCGAACCCCUGAACCGCCCGAACGCGACGAACAUGAAAAAUCACCACCACGAGUGUUGAGGCCGAGACGCACCACCAGGCCACCCAACAACUAUGUCCAGGAGCAAGAGCUCGAUAUCGAACAAACCAACACACGGGCCCAGCAGAAAAAGAAGACCCAGAGCAAGCCAGUAGCCCAACGUGAAGCGGUCGCCGCGGAAUCAUCAACAGAGAGCGAGGACCCGAUCGCCUCGGAACUGUUAAAGGAACUCGUCAAACUCAGAAAGGAGAUCAGACGACGAGAUGAGCUACACAGGGAAGAGCUCCGAAAGGCUAAAGAAGAAUUACAGAGAACCAAAGAAGGAUUUAGUGCCGCCCUUGCAGAGGUCCAACACGAGUUACAGACCUUGGCAGAGAGACCCCUUCAACCGCAACCCCCCUCCGAGCCAUGCGCUCACAACGGCCACGAUGAGAUACUCCGUGAAAUCCAGUCCUUGCGCGAGGAAAUCAGCAUCCCCGCUCCCAUAAGCUCCCCGUCAUAUGCAGAUGUCGCCCGCACCGCUCCACCCAGCCACCCGAGCAAUAUACGACCAACGUGGAAUGUAACACCAACAACCUUCACGGACACGCUAUAUUGUAUAAUAGAUACUUCGAAGAUACUCGAAAAUGAUAAUCAGAAGGUAUCUGCGGGCUCGAUCAGGGCUGCAAUCGAAACCGAGAUCCGGGCGAUAGAUGGCCACACCCUCUGGCGCUGUCGCGCGGUGACACUGGUUAAGAAAGUAGCGGAAGCCAAAAUCGGGGCCGGUGUCCGGGUGCUUCGUGACGAGCUCUACCCGAUCAAGGUUGAUAGUGUAAGGAGGACUGUAGUACUGGAUGAAAACCUCGACGUCCUGUUAGGAGCGGCCGCGGCUCUGAGCGAGGAGAACGAUAUAACUGUUGCUAAGAUCAUGUGGCUGAGCAGCAAGGAGGCCGCAAAGCCCUACGGAUCAAUGGUCGUGUACUUAACUAAGGGAAGUGACGCACGGAGGCUCCUGGCCGAUGGCUACUUCCACGUUGGAGGAGAAUCCGGGACAACUAGAGUUUUUGAAUACCGGCCACGACUGGUGCAAUGCUACAAUUGCUAG
This is a messenger RNA of Penicillium pulvis, 1122 nucleotides long. RefSeq lists its product as uncharacterized. The coding region runs from base 1 to 1122 and encodes 373 amino acids. The record is from RefSeq and is a predicted model, not a curated record. The transcript is spliced from 2 exons. NCBI's taxonomy places the organism in Eukaryota, Fungi, Ascomycota, Eurotiomycetes, Eurotiales, Aspergillaceae.